This is a messenger RNA of Diuraphis noxia (Russian wheat aphid), 1862 nucleotides long. Its product is annotated as ubiquitin-conjugating enzyme E2 Q2. The record is from RefSeq and is a predicted model, not a curated record. Lineage: Eukaryota; Metazoa; Arthropoda; Insecta; Hemiptera; Aphididae.
CACACUAACAACAAUAACAUUCAUCUAUAGAAAUAUAUACAUAAUAUACCUACUCGCGCAUGAAUAAUAUAUUACGUUCCUUUAUCUCUUCUCCACGUUUUUCUCCUUUUUGUUAUUGUUUGUUUUUUUUUUUUGCAUUCCCGGACAGACGGUCGCGUUGAAAGAGUAUAAUAAUAUUAUCAUCAUCUGCUGCUCGUGCCACCACCACAACACUAGUGCACUAUUAUUAAUAACAAUAAUACUAAUAUUAAUAAUAUUGUUAUUUAUUUAAUAGAAUAUCAAAUAUUAUUGUUACACAUCUCUGAUAUACGCCGCUGUCGUGUGCACAGUAUUUCCGAGUUUCCAACGUUUGUCGUCGUCUGCAGUCCAUUCGUCAUCUCAGGUAUCAUCACUGUUGUCUCAGCCAUCGCCUCACGCGUCAACCAAUACAGCCGCCAGAACAAAAGAAUAAUAAUUAUUAAUACCUACAUCGUUCAUUUGGGUUCACUGUUUAAAAUCUCUAUCAUACUAAGCACUGCUUCUGGACAACGCGUGCACUCGUGUAAACAGAUCUUUCGCGAACCUGACAUGGUCCACGACCACGUCGUUUGUCCRGCCUUCCGGGCUGCAGUCUCCCUCAUCUGAAUUAGUCAAUCGAUCGUCGUGAUCCUUGCGACCAGUUGUCGAUGCUCACUAUGGCUUGCCUGAACGUGUUGAAACAGGAGAUCAAAGUCAUCGAGUCUACGUUCCCCAAAAACCACGACCGGUUCCAGGUGCAUACAGCCACCGUUGACGAGGUAAUAUGCAAGUUUGUUGGCCCCACCGGUCGACAGUUCGAGAUCAUUGGCAACAUCACGGAAACAUAUCCCGGCACUCCACCUGUCUGGUUUGCUGAUACCGACGAUUGUAAUGUGACCAAUGCUAUCGAAAAGCUAGGUCAGACUACUGGACUCAAUAAUCAUGUCAUUAAUCAAGUUGGAAUAUUGGUUAGUGAACUGUGCCGUACAUAUUGUUUAUCUGAACCGUCCGAGUUACAAAGACUGAUACAAAUGCCUUCCAGUUCUGGGGCAUCAACUUCUACCUCCUGCUCUAGUAAACUUACAGAUGAAGAAGAUGACGACGAUGAUGAAGAAGAGGAAGUUGAAGAAUAUAUUCAACUUGAAAUGGAAGAAUCUACCCCUGAAUCUACCAAAAAACAAGUUGAUGAUAUGGAAAUUCAACACUUGGAAACUUUAGAAAGAUUACGUCAAAACCAACGCCAGGAUUACUUAAAAGGGGCUGUAACUGGAUCUGUUCAAGCUACUGAUCGUCUUAUGAAAGAGCUUAGAGAUAUAUACAGAUCUGAUAGUUUCAAGAAAGGAAUGUAUAGUGUGGAACUAGUUUGCGACAGCAUCUAUGAAUGGAAUAUAAAAUUAAUGACAGUUGAUCCAGAUUCUUCUUUAUACCAUGAUUUGCAAAAGUUAAAGGAGAAAGAAGGAAAAGACUUUGUGCUAUUAAAUAUUACAUUCAAAGAGACAUAUCCCUUUGAGCCACCAUUUGUGCGCGUAGUUCACCCCAUUAUACAAGGCGGCUAUGUCCUAGUUGGGGGUGCAAUAUGCAUGGAAUUGCUGACCAAACAAGGGUGGAGCUCAGCAUAUACCGUUGAAGCUGUAAUUAUGCAAAUAGCAGCUACUUUGGUUAAAGGAAAAGCAAGAAUACAGUUUGGUGUUCCAAAAACAAUGAACCAGGUAUCCCAUGCAACAUAUCCAGUAGGUCAGUACUCUCUAGCCAGAGCACAGCAAUCUUUUAAAUCUCUUGUGCAAAUACAUGAAAAAAAUGGUUGGUUUACCCCUCCAAAAGAAGAUGGUUAAACAAAAGUCUACACAACCUAAACUUUUCAUUCC